Molecule: messenger RNA, 1708 nt
Organism: Salmo salar (Atlantic salmon)
Lineage: Eukaryota; Metazoa; Chordata; Actinopteri; Salmoniformes; Salmonidae
Source: RefSeq, a predicted model, not a curated record
AUGGCUACAGAUGUGAGUGUUACGGGAGAGAGACGUGACUAUCGUGGAUCCUCUGGGGAGCCUCAACAACAUCAUGAUGCUGAAGACACAGAGAAGUCUCUCUCCAGAUCAGAACACCUCAAGAAAAACCUGCAGAGAUCCACAGGGAAGAGAACUCUCUGCUGCUCUGACUAUGGGAAGAGAUUCACCUCCUCAACAGGCAUUAAAAUUCAUCAGAGAAUCAACACAGGAGAGAAACCUUAUAGCUGUGAUCAAUGUGGGAAGAGUUUUGUUCGAUCUGGCCAUAUGACAUUACACCAAAGAAUACACACAGGAGAUAAAUCUUAUAGCUGUGAUCAAUGUGGGAAGAGUUUUGCUGCAUCUAGCAGUCUGACUCUACACCAGAGAACACACACAGGAGAGAAACCUUUUAGCUGUGGUCAAUGUGGGAAGAGUUUUACCUCAUCUAGCAAUCUGACUCUACACCAGAGAACACACACAGGAGAGAAAUCUUAUAGCUGUGAUCAAUGUGGGAAGAGUUUUGGUCAAUCUGGACAUCUGACUGUACACCAGAGAACACACACAGGAGAGAAACCUUAUAGCUGUGAUCAAUGUGGGAAUAGUUUUGUUUCAUCUGGCCUUCUGACUGUACACCAGAGAAUACAUACAGGAGAGAAACCAUAUAGCUGUACUCAAUGUGGGAAGAGUUUUACUCAGCUAAGCAACCUGAUAUCACACCAGAGAAUACACACAGGAGAGAAACCGUAUAGCUGUACUCAAUGUGGGAAGAGUUUUACUCAGUCAACCAGCCUGAUAUCACACCAGAGAACACACACAGGGGAGAAACCUUAUAGCUGUGAUGAAUGUGGGAAGAGUUUUGCUACAUCUAGCAAUCUGACACUACACCAGAGAACACACACAGGAGAGAAACCGUUUAGCUGUGAUGAAUGUGGGAAGAGUUUUACGACAUCUAGCAAACUGACUCUACACUACAGAACACACACAGGAGAGAAACCUUUUAGCUGUUCUCAAUGUGACAAGAGAUACUAUGAUAAAUGUUCUCUGAUUACACAUCAGAAAAUACAUGCAUGAAGGACUUGUUUCAUGAUAUCAAUGAAAUAAUGUAGAAUAUUUUAACGUUGUAGAAGGUGUAUUUUAAUGAUAUCACAAUGUAGAACCUAAACAUUUGCCCCCUGUUCUAUUGAGUUCAGCAUGAUAUGGAUAUUAGCCUCAGGGGGAAAAUCCAGGCUCUGAAUUGAAAGAGUAUUAUUUAUGGGAUUUAAAAAAAAGUGACAAAAAAAAGAGCUGUGUUACACUUACCGCGUUGGUGACCCACUUGAAUCAAAAUGUAGCUAGCUGUUUUCUACAAAUGGUCCUCUAACCAGUGAUGUACACAUUAUACCCAGAUUCCAUGUGGUUUUUGAGCUGUUAGUUUUAACAGGAUGUGCAACCUCAUCUCCCUCCUCUCGAGCAAUUGAUUUCAAUAUGAUAUCAAUGAGUGAUGACAAGUAAGUGUUGCGUUCCUUUGUUUAGUGACCCCUACAUUUAAAUGCAUCGCUCCAAAAUGUAGCUUACUGUCUUCUGCAGGUUGUCCUCUAACCGGUGAGGUAACAGAUAUCUCCCAUUUCCAUGUGUUUGCUUUAGUUGUUAGUUUCAACAGCACGUACAACCUGAUUUCCCCCCUAAUAGAUAUCAGUGAUUUAUUGCUACUUGUCAAAACAACAGCGUU